Diabrotica virgifera virgifera (western corn rootworm) is the source of this 8812-nucleotide messenger RNA. It is a transcript of the gene Mtl, whose product is annotated as ras-related C3 botulinum toxin substrate 1. The transcript has 4 exons. Gene Ontology annotation, biological process: small GTPase-mediated signal transduction. Gene Ontology annotation, molecular function: GTP binding; GTPase activity. The coding region runs from base 173 to 760 and encodes 195 amino acids. Lineage: Eukaryota; Metazoa; Arthropoda; Insecta; Coleoptera; Chrysomelidae. The record is from RefSeq and is a predicted model, not a curated record.
CUCUAAAUAAAAGUGCAAUGGCAGAAAAGUGAUAAGUAUUUUUGUUGUGGAGAAAUAAACCUAUUUUAUAAGAAAAACCAUUUAUGUAAAAAAAAGUAAAGCAACUAUUUUAUAAAGUUCACACUUGUAUUUUUUCACAUACAGAACAAUUUAUAAGGAAAAUACAAUAAAUAUGUCAUCAGGCCGGCCCAUUAAAUGUGUAGUAGUCGGAGAUGGAACCGUUGGAAAAACCUGCAUGCUCAUAUCUUAUACAACAGACAGUUUUCCAGGAGAAUAUGUACCCACUGUGUUUGACAAUUAUUCCGCCCCAAUGGUAGUAGAUGGAAUUUCAGUUAGCUUAGGACUUUGGGACACAGCGGGACAAGAAGACUAUGAUAGAUUACGCCCUUUAUCUUAUCCCCAAACAGAUGUCUUUUUGAUAUGUUUUAGUGUAGCCUCUCCUUCAUCAUUUGAAAAUGUUACCUCUAAGUGGUACCCAGAAAUUAAACAUCACUGUCCAGAUGCACCUAUGAUAUUAGUUGGUACGAAAAUAGAUUUAAGAGACGAUAGGGAAACCCUAAACUCCCUUGCAGAUCAGGGUCUGAGUCCCAUAAAACGAGAACAAGGUCAAAAGUUGGCGAAUAAAGUCAGAGCUGUCAAAUAUAUGGAAUGUUCAGCUUUAACUCAAAGGGGUCUCAAACAAGUCUUCGAUGAAGCUGUAAGAGCAGUGCUACGACCUGAACCACAAAAAAGGCGCCAACGCAAAUGUUUGGUUAUGUAACCUUUGACUUUUAUUCAAUAUUUUGUUCUAAUGUUGCAAAACUAAUUUUUUUGGUUAUUUUAAUACUCAGGCAACAUCUGUUUUAAACACAAAUUAAGUUUUUAGAAGGUUUAAUGAUUCAGUUUCUAAAGAAACCAAUUACAAGUGAUCAAAAGAAUCUCAUUUUUUAGUUACGUCUUCAUUUUUAUAACAUUAAAUGAUACAGUUCUUCCUGCUACCUACUCCUUCGUGGAGAUAAUGAUAUAUUAAUAUAUUGUGUACUUUCCGUAUUCUCUACAGAGAUUAACUUUCAAUAAUGCCGAAUUUUAAGACUUAACAGGGUAAAUUCAUAAUAAACAAAUUCAUUGUCCUUCUGUUUUUCGUCUACAGAAAAAGUGUUGAAUAUAGUUUUUAUUUCGUUUUAAAUUUAGCAGUCUCAAUAAACUAUUAAUUUUAUGUAGAUGUUGCUUGGAAUCUUUAAACAAUUUUUGACUUUCUACACAAAGAUAAUAUUUGCCAAAUAAAGUUGCCAAAUUCUUGGAGUAUAAUGUAACUGAGAAGUCUUUUACUUGAUGGAAAUCCAUUAUAUAAAGUAAGUGAAUUUAAAUCGUAUUUCUGAUUUGAAUUGUCGUUAGUCCUCAGUAGACAUUAUUACACGAAAAAAAAAAUGCAAAGCAAAAAUAUUUAUUAAAGGGCUCCCAAUAUCUAAUACAAUUUGCCUGUGUUUUAUAUUAUUUUAUAAUAUCAACCAGUGGCAUUGCGCGCUAGCUUUCUUUCACUUUAUUUCUGAUAUAUCGCGUUUUCAACUUGAUAUAAAAAAUAUGCACCUAGGUACAUUAUGAACGAAAUUUUGUUUAAAAAAUGAAUUACUAUUAAUUAUCAUUUUAUUAUCAAUGUAUUCUCUUAUUCUUAAAUUUAUAUAAAAAUGUGGUUUUAUUUAACUAAUAUUGAACGUAGUGAUGCUGUAGUGGGAUCUCAUACUAUGAGAGUGAUCUUAAUUUUCAUUGAAGGUUCUGUAUAUCAAGUAAUGAAACGAUAGCUCAGUUAGCGUACAAAACGAAAAAUGUAAUAUUUUCUUUGUGUAGCAUUGUCAAAUUGUAACUAUAAUUUUUGUUCAAUUUAAAAAUCUCCUAUAUUUUCAUGUAGUAAAUCAUUGCUGCAAUUAACAGCCCUGUUGCUUUCAAGAAUCAACUCAACUUAUGACAACUUUUACAAAUUACAAAUAUUUUUAAGUAAUUUUUAUAUCUACAGUAAUCGAUUUCUAUGUUUAAAUCAUAGUUUCCUACAACGAAACCCAAUAGACACUAGAUGGUUAUAAAAGUAUACUACCAGAUUUUUAAAUAAUAACAGUCCAAAUACCAUUAAAUAAGUGUAGAAGUGAAAGAGAGUUUUUGGUAAAGAUUGAAAAUAGGUGGUCGAGGUUCCUGCUGUCGAAUGUAUUGAUGUUUUGACCUCUUUCAGCUUUAAUGCAAUGGCAACAAGAAAGGCUUUAUUGAAAACCGACACAUCAUGUCACAUGUAGGAUCUGCGUGAGACUAAUGGAUAUUGAUGUGUACUGUUUUAUAAUUAAACCCAUGUACAGUCCCUGGCCAUGUUAUUAUGACCACCUAUGAAUUUUUAUAAAAAUCAUACAUUCCACUAAGUACAUGUUGUUUAAAAAUUGUUUUUAAAUUUAAUUUUGUUAUGUAAUGUUAAUGUUAAACAUUAACUAUAAUAUAUUUAACCUUUAACUACCCGCGCAUCAAGUUAUAACAUAACUACACGCGUGGCGUACUUUGUACGCCACAAGAAAAUACACUUAAAAACAGCGGAUUUCUUUAAUUUUUUUUUGAAAAAAUACACUUAGUUGUUUGUUAUAAACCUUAUUCGGCAUCAGUGAAUACUUGGAGUUCCUUUUCAGUAAGCCAAUUGGGAUUUAUAACUGGAAUCAUGGAAUAACUGGAUUCCAUGAUAAAUAAAAUUACUAAUAAAAAUUUUUUUUAAAUGUGAUUUUUUACAGGAGAAAAAGUAUUGUUUACAAAGAAAAAUAUAUUUUUUGCCGUAAUGACUAAAAAACAAUUAAAAUAUGUACUUAUAUUACGACUUAUAGUAAUAUAAUCCUGGGGUAUAUUGUCCACCACCGGAAACAACAAAUAAUAAAAUGUAAAUUACGAUCUUUCCAGAACGCCGAUUAUAACGAAACUAAAACCAAAUUGUAAAGCACAUGCCAGUGAUAGGUUAGAAAAAUAAGCAAGGUCAAAAAUUAAAUUUUUAAAUAUAUUUCCAGUAGAAUUCUUAUAUCUGGCGUACAAAGUACGCCAGCGCGUGUAGUUAAAGGUUAAUAAUAAACAGAAACAAAAUAUUUGAAAAUAUUACAGAUUUAUAUAUAUUUUUUUAAUAUUUUGUUGAAUUCCUGACCUUAAUCACUAGAAAAUAUUUGCGAGUUUUUAAAACAAGAAAUUUCUAGUGAAUAGGUCAAACACAAAAUUGUUUUGAUUCAAGAACUAAUAUAUCAUUUUAACCACAAUGAUAAAUUGAAGCAAAGUUUAUUUAACUGCAUUUAAAGUAUGCCAAGACGGGUACUAGCGAUAAUCAAAGUUAAAGGGGGUUCAACAAAAUAUUAAAAAAAUAUAAAUAUGGUAUAUUUUUAAAUGUUUUAUUGCUAUAUAUUAUAUAUUUAAUAAUAAACAGCAAUAAAACAUUUGAAAAUAUCACAUAUUUAUGUUUUUUUAAUAUUUUUUUGAACUCCCUUUAACUUUGAUUACUGCUAGUAUCCGUCUUGGCAUACUUUGAAUGCAGUUCCAAUGAUAUAUUAGUUCUUCAAUCAAAACAAGUUUUUUGGUGACCUUUUCACUGGAAAUUUCUCGUUUUAAAAGCUCCCAAAUAUUUUCUAUGGGGUUAAGGCCAGGAAUUCAACAAAAUAUUAAAAAAAAUAUAAAUAUGUAAUAUUUUCAAAUAUUUUAUUGCUGUUUAUUAUUAAAUAUAUUGUAGUUAAUGUAUAACAUUAACAUUACAUAACAAAAUUAAAUUUAAAAAUAAUUUUUAAACAAAAUGUACUUAGUGGAAUAGUUGAUUUUUAUAAAAAUUCAUAGGUGGUCAUAAUAGUAUGGCCAGGGACUGUAUAUUAUUUCCUUAAAAUAAAAAUACAGCGUACUUUUCUCUUGAAAGCUUUCUAUGAAGCUGACGGCACAUUCUUUUUUUUUAGAUCAACCGAGACUCAUUAGUCCCUAGCACUUGGUUGUAAGGUUUGGGUACUAUUCUCAGCACAUUUAUCGCUUCUUGUUCUUAGUCUGUUCAGCGUUUUUUGCGGGGCAGAUCAAAUUCUGACGGCUUCUGAUUGAUACAGGCCACUUGGUGUAUUUCCUGUGGGUCGCUUUUUCAUUAUAUUCUCCAGGCGUUGCUGAGGCUGGUAGCCUUUAACAAUGGAAGAUAUCUGGAGCGUAGUCUGUUCAUUUCGACAUCAAGAUUAUCAUGGUGGAUGGGUAGUUGAUGGUUAGUCUGGAUUUUUCUAGAUUCUCUACAGGAGAAUGACUUCUUGUAGUUUCGGUGGUGGGAUGUGACUCAGAAUGUGAAGCUAAUAUGUAGUUCGGUGUUGGUCUAAUUGUACCUGAGAUAAUUCGCAUUGGCUGCUUUAAUUGGGUGUCAACAAUCUUAGUCUGAUUGCUAUUGAGCCAUAUGGGGAAUGCAUAUUCAGCUGCCGAGUAUAUCAGUCCGAGACAGCAGGAUUUGAGUACAGAGGUUGAGGAACCCCAUGUGGUGCCACAUAGCUUUUGGAUGUUGAUUUUGGUUUUUGAUAGGAGUUCUUUAAAACCUAAAGUUCUGUCAAGAGUUACUCUAAGAUAUUUUGGUUCUGAGUUAUGAGUCUCUAGUCUGUUUUCAAAGUGAACUGAAAUUUUUUUAUAUAGGAGUAUCUACGAUAUAGGCGUAUUUUAUUUGUUUAUCGAAUAUUUUAAUAUGGCACACUGUGUCAAAAACGAUUUUUGUUGAAAUUAAAUUUUCUUUUGAAUCUUAUUGACUGCCCUAUAAACUUGCUCAAAUGUACCAUGUUGUAACGAAACCGAUUUAUAUGUGUGCUUUCUGUUAUUAAUAACUUUAACUUAUGGACAAAUAUUUGCUCGGAUGCCUUAGAAAUAUAAUUAAAUCCUUAGAAAACGACACAAGUCUAUUAAAACUUUCGUUCUGUUACAUUAGGAAGGAGCAUAAGUCCAGGAUUUGUGCCAUUUUCAAACAGAUUUCAAUUUUUAUUUGCCUUUUAUGUUGACUUGUGGUAUAUGAAGAUAUUUUACUAUAUUUUCGCAGAAAACAUAAACGCUUCAAGAAUAAAAAUGGUACCAAAAACUGAUAUUUGAAAAAAGUGGGACUUUGUGCUUUUCGAAAUGACGGGUUCAAUUGGCUUAUUGGACGAUAAAUGCUUGGGAUACUUUUAUAACUGCUCUGGGUCUAUACAAAAAACGUAGUUUCACGUAUUGGUUGUGAAACAAAAAAAAAUGAACAAAAAAUCAAGUUAUAUUUUCUAAAAUACUCAAAAACGAAUCUCUCCGUGAUACUGUUUGGCUUUCUUUUAUUUAUCAGUAUUGUUUGCAAGGUAGCUAUUUCACUUUUUUAUAUGAAAAAAAUAGAAACUAGUAAAUAAUAAAGAAUGUACUGAAUUUACACCAAUGAAGAUAAAAUGUUAUGUGUACGAUUUUAUUUAUUGAUUUAAUGUUUUUUUAUUUUAAUAUUUUAUUAUAUUUUAUAUUAGCUGUAAUAAUUUAAACUACUAUAAGUGCAUUUUGUGAGUCGUAAGGCUGAUUUUUAAAUACAGUAUGAAAAUGUUAUGAAUUUUAUUAAAGCAUUUCAAAGAUCAUGAAUAUUUUAAGAAUAGUAGUUUAAAUUUACGAUAUACAUUUAGUUGCACAAAGAAUUUUUUAAAUCAACAUAGAAUGAUUCAGUUUACUGCAAUUUGAUUGUAUGUUUAUACGUUGUCCAAUCUUGAUAUCAAAAAUUAUAAUGAAUGUUUGAUAUCAAUAAUAUUUUCCCUGUUUUUUCACAUUGUAUUGUUACUUUCUUUAGUAUCCUCGGUAUAUGUUGGUCCAGUUUUACAAAUUCUACUUUUCAAGUAUUCCCAAUAAAAAGAAUCUUUAGAAUUGAAAUCGGAUAAACCAGGAUCCCAUUCAUUACGAUUCCAUCAUCCGGGAAAUGUCUGAUCUAAAUAACGCCGAACAUUUGCACCAAAAUGAGUUGGUGCUGUGUCUUGCUGAAACCACAUCUUAUUAAAAUUGGCUUCAAACUUGAUUUUCAGGGCAGGUACAAUUUCAUUUCUAAGUAGUAUUUUAUAAUUAUCGUUUGUUAAAUUUCCUUCCAUAAAAAACGGCUUAAUUAACUGAGUACCUACUAUACCCGGUCAUACAUUUAGUUUUCUGAUCUUUGAGCAUGGUUUUCACGUAUCCAUUGUGGAUUUACAUCACUACAAUACCUUAAAUUUUGGCAAUUUACAUUCCCACUUCUUUUGCCCUUUAAUUCAUCCAAUUUUGAACAUAGGCUUCCCCCAGUUUCCUCCAUUCGCUUCUGUUUAGUGCUUUCUGUUUCCAGUGCGUUCCUCCUAUCUUUUUAAUGUCGUCUCCCCAUCUCAUCUGGGGUCGUCCUCUUGUUCUCUUUCCUGUCCGUGGUCUCCAUUGUUGUAUCGUGGUAUUCCACCUAUUGUCCAUUUGUCUGGCGUUAUGACCUGUGAAGCUCCAUCUUAGCCUGGCUAUAUGUUGUCCUGCGUCUUUGACUUUCUUACCCAGUUUUGUUUCUUACCCAGUUGUUUUGCUUUUUGUUGUCGGUUAAUUUUACUCCUAACAUUGCUCUCUCCAUGGCUCUUUGUGUCUUUAUUAUUUUAUCCAUGUAUGUUUUGGUCAAUGUCCAUGUUAUGUUUGGCAUGCGUAUGUGAGAAUUGGGUGUAUGCACUGGUCAAACACUCUUGUUUGUAAGUAUUUCCACACAUUGUAAAUAUUGCUUUGAAGGAAAAACCUAACUUGUUAAAGAAGUUCUCGUCAGUUACAACUCUAUUCAUCAUUACCUCACUAAACUGUAAUCUACGGUAGUAGUCAUCUUCACUUAAUUCUUGCAACAACUGGGUUUUGUAGUGUUUAAAUUAAUUCUUGUAUAAUGCAAGACAGAAUAAUGACCUACAUCAGGUAUGUGUGCAGCUCUGCGUGAGGAUGUAAUGCAAAACUAUGCAUUAAAUCUAAAGUUGUAUUGUAAUUUAUACAGUUAUUGGUCUACUUGUUCAAAUGUCAUCUUUUACUCGUCCAGUUUCCCCAAGAGAGCUUUACAAUUUUUUAUAACGUCGCCUUAUGGAUAGGAGGAAUGGUUUGGAAAAGUAUAGUUGAACAAGGUGGCUACUUCACUAUAUCUUUUUCUGUCGCCAUAGCUCCUAGUCAUUAAAACAGUAACUCGCUAUGUUUCAUAAAAAAAACAUCUUUAGUGUAGAGCUUUUAAAAACACAUCAACUUUAGUUAUUAAUAUCAUUUAUGACGAACAAUAAAAGAGCAGAAAACAUCUAUGGCAUACGUGUAAACUAACUGAACGAAUAAAGCAAAAUGCUAAAAUGGACGUCCCAUAUUUUUUGUGCAAUUUUAUGUAAGUUUGUUAAGUUACUCUAACCAAGAAACUACUCGUUUCAUCACAAAACGAAAAAUUAUAUAUUCAUGUUUAGUUUAUAAGCCAUAACGAUUUUUAGUAUUUUCAUUAUAUCGCACCCUCAGUGCAAGACUGCAGUAACUCAAAAUUUUAUGAAAAUGAAGUAAUCAUGGAAUUCGAUUGUAAACAUGCAUAUCUAUCCCCUGUAAAACUUUAGUAACUUUCAAAUGCUUAAUGGGCUAAAUAUUACAACAACAACAGUUUAACUAUUUUGCGUUUUUGAACAUAAGUUCCGUGCAAAACUGUUGUAACUCUAAUGUAACAGAGUUAUAACAGUUUUGCACGGAACAUUGCAACGGAUUCGAUAACAAGCAAUGAAAAAAGUAAGAUAUUUGUUAUUUUAAUAUCUAUAUCUGUGGUGUUUAAUUUUAAUAUACAGAGCGUCUACGUAAUCCAUUAACGGGUGAGACAAUAAACAAAGAUUUUCGAGACCAAUCUAUUCAUGUAAAUUUUAUGUCCUUUGUGUAAUACAGUAAAACCUGUCAAUAACGGUCACUAAAAAUGACAGAACUAUUGGCCGAUAUAAAAAAGUGGCCGCUAAUACCAGGUUUUGUAGUCCAAAAAUUUUGGUUUGGGGAACUUUGAAGCUGGCCGGCUAGUUCAGGUGGCCGUUAACACAGGUUUUACUGUAUUAUAUUUAUUUUCCAUAAGAUUUUAAAAGGAAAAACAGUUAUCUUAAAACUUGUGUAUUGACAAUACUGAGGGGUCAAAAAUAUCUAUUCUCAGAAAACUUGCCAAAGAACAGCCAAAAAUUCAAAUGGCAAAAAAAAGAUUUGGUAUACUUAUGCCAUUCGGGUAUGAUACCAGAAGCCCACCAUAGUUUUUAUAAAAAUAUUUUGGCACAAGAUGAUGUACGAGAAGAGGACAACAACUACGGUAAAACCUGUCAGCAACGGCCACUAAAAAUGAAAGAACUAUUGGCCGAUAUAGAAAUGUGGCCGGUAAUGCCAAUUUUUGUAGUCUAGAUAUACAGUAAAACCUGUCAAUAACGGUCACUAAAAAUGACAGGACUAUUGGCCGAUAUAAAAAAGGAGGCCGCUAAUACCAGGUUUUGUAGUCCAAAAAUUUUGGUUUGGUUUUGACAGGUGGCCGUUAACACAGGUUUUACUGUACAUAAUUGGUUUGGGUAAUUUAUAAACUGGCCGUUAGUACAGGUGACCGUUGUUGGCAGGUGGCCGGUAACACAGGUUUUACUGUAAAAGUAAAUGUGUCUACGCUUUUUACAAUUUUCUCCGUGCAAAACUGUUGUAACUUUGAAAUUCUAAUACUAAAUGUGUAGUGAUUAACAAUUUUUUCCAUGCAAAAGUGUUGUAACUUUGAAAUUCCUAAUUUUUUUGCGUUAAUAUUAUUUUAUUUAAAUUUCUAUUUUUGGUUAAUGUAAUAUAGGCUGAAAAGCAUGCAAAAUCAUAAUUAAAUGUUAAUUUUUCUUAA